AUGUCUACAAUUCUUCACCGACCGGUAAAGGAUAUGGACCUUGGGCUCUUGGAUAUUGACACUUGCAUUGCUUUGGAGCAGCUCGCCAAUGUGAUGGCUACUGCUUACUCUAACACCGUUCAUCUUAAAAUAGAUAUGGUUAGAUACAAUGACGCCCUGGACAAAGAUGAAUCCGGUCGAAGUGAGAAACGAGAGGAGAAUCUUUUCAAUAGAUUCCUCCCUGAAGAGGAGCGUUUCUUGACAACCCCAUCCGUUGGCAUUGAUUCCAGCGGUAGAAUCAUUGCCUGGUAUUUGCCUGGAGCACUGACCGCUAUAAUAAUGUCCAGAUGGGAUGGUCACCCCCCGGUUGCAUCAAUAUAUCCCCUGCAUGGUUUCAGCAAGGAAGAGAGAAAACACGGCUUUCCAAAUCUUGACCCUGAAGAUGGCUUCUCGCCAGAGGUAUCAGUGGCACUGAAAGGUGAUGCCAGUCGUAACAUUAUGAUAUCCCUUCAAAGGUCCGGUAUCAUCAUCUCUGCUGCACUUCGAGUCAUGCACCCUGAUCUUUAUUGGGCCGGAAUGGAAAUUCAAGUCAGGCUGGGUGUAUGGGCUGCCAGAUAUGAAUUAGACGAGAUGCACUAUCAUCUUCAACGCUGGACAUCCGUCUUUAAUGUGGUAUCGAUCAUAUGCAAUCACCGGUCACCCCCUCAUAGAGAUCCCCAAAUGUCGACCAGCAGCAUUUGA
Suillus subalutaceus is the source of this 720-nucleotide messenger RNA. RefSeq lists its product as uncharacterized. Lineage: Eukaryota; Fungi; Basidiomycota; Agaricomycetes; Boletales; Suillaceae. The coding region runs from base 1 to 720 and encodes 239 amino acids. The transcript has 4 exons. The record is from RefSeq and is a predicted model, not a curated record.